Molecule: messenger RNA, 3191 nt
Organism: Trichophyton rubrum CBS 118892
Lineage: Eukaryota; Fungi; Ascomycota; Eurotiomycetes; Onygenales; Arthrodermataceae
Exons: 1
Coding region: 1-2391 (796 amino acids)
Biological process (GO): peptide metabolic process
Cellular component (GO): mitochondrion
Molecular function (GO): metalloendopeptidase activity
Source: RefSeq, a predicted model, not a curated record
AUGCUCCGGGCCCUCCAGCCGCGGUCGUGGACCUGCUCCAGGUGUCUUCUGCGUAUAACAGCCGGUAUUUCUCGCUGCUACUCGGUGGCUGUACCAGAGCGCACCAAACUCGACCCGGCUAUAGCAGGCCUAUCUGGAGCUAAUAGACACGAUGAUACCAACCUACGGCUUGUCUUUGACUCGAAUUCGUUCUGGCGCGAGUUUUCCCAGCGGCAAUUGGCCUCCUCGAGGCGUACAGGCUUACUGCAGAACCAGUAUCUCACGAACCCAGAAGGCUUCCGCAAAUUCGCCCAUAUCUCGCUUCAUAAAUGCCAGAAGAUCGUUGGCAAGGUGCUAGCAGCCUCAACUCUGGAGGAUUUCAGGAGGAUGGCUAAGGAUCUCGACCGAUUGAGUGACUUGCUCUGUCGAGUGAUAGAUAUGGCCGAGUUUAUGAAGACAAACCAUCCUGAUCCCGCAAUACAAGAGGCUGCUACGGAGGCAUUUGCGUUUAUAUUCGAGUACAUGAAUAUUCUCAACACGACUCCCGGUCUCCAUGAGCAGUUGAAGCGGGCCAUCGAGAACCCCGAGGUUACCUCCCACUGGAGCGAGGAGGAAAAUGUUGCAGCCACUGCGUUUCUACGAGACUUUGCAAAGUCCGCCAUUCAUCUACCUCCUGAGGAUAGACACCGGUUUGUGACUCUGUCAAAUGAAAUCAGCCAGCUUGGCCCUGCCUUUGUCAGAAACAUGAAUCCAGAGACGUCUCAGCUCAGCUUUAAUAAAAACCAGCUUCAGGGAAUGGACCCGGAUCUUCUUCGGAAGCUGAAACGCUGGUCAAAAGUGACUAUUCCAAUGUAUGGAUCUACUCCAAAGGCUGCGUUAAGUACGGUUGAGGAUGCGGAGGUCAGGCGACAGAUACAUCUUGCCUAUCGAACUUCUUCCCGAGAGCAGAUCGGACGGCUGGAGACGUUACUUCAGCGGAGAGCUGAGCUGGCGAAACUAUCUGGAUACCAGAGCUAUGCACAUAUGACUUUGAGUGAUAAAAUGGCCAGAACUCCGGAGGCUGUGGUCAACUUCCUCUCUUCGUUAAAUGCAAGCAACCGUGGUCAGCUAGAUGAUGAAUUGUCCAAACUAAUUGCGCUCAAGCAAAUCGAAUCCCCACUGGCAUCUAACCUCCAGCCCUGGGAUUACUCUUAUUAUAUUGAAAAAUAUUAUGUCAAACACGGCCGGGAGAGGAGGUCGCGGAGUGCUGAUUUGCUUCCUUCGUUCUUCUCUCUAGGGACAGUGAUGCAGGGACUUUCUCGUCUUUUCACCCGCCUAUACGGUGUCAGGUUUGUUCCGAGCGAAACCUUACCAGGGGAGACGUGGAAUCCAGACGUCCGUAGGCUGGAUGUGUGGGAUGAAGAUGACAACCACAUCGCCGUCGUAUACUGCGAUCUCUUUUCACGCCCUGGGAAAAGCCCUAACCCGGCUCACUUCACCUUACGAAGCUCGAGGGAGAUUUCUCCAACAGAGAUAGCAGAAUGUGCUUCGCUACCCGACUCACCACACCCCAAUGAUGGGAUGACUACAGGUUUGAAGCCGGGUACGAACCGCCUCUAUCAACUACCGACUAUUGCUCUCAUAUGCGACUUUGAUACACCAACCUCUAGUACUCCUUCUGCGCAACCAUCUCUCCUCUCGGAACAUAGCGUCAGAACCCUUUUUCACGAAAUGGGGCACGCUAUCCAUUCCGUGCUUGGCCGCACAGAUCUCCAAUCGAUUUCAGGAACCCGUUGCGUCACCGACUUCGCGGAGCUGCCCUCCGUGCUGAUGGAAAGCUUUGCCAUGGACCCACAGGUUCUGCGCCUAUACGCUCGGCACUGGUCAACCGACGACCCACUGCCCGAAGACAUGGUUCAAAAUAUUCAUCUAAACCGUCAAAACCGUGAUAGCAUACAUGGCGGCAUGGAUAAUGAAACGCAGAUCAUCAUGGCGUUGAUGGACCAGGCCUACCACACCAUCUCUGCCGGAUGCCACAUUGACAGCACUGCUAUCCUUCAUGCCGUAUCCUCCAACCACAGCAGCAUACCCGAUCCAGCGGACUCUAAAACUGCAUGGCAAGGUUAUUUUACUCAUUUGUUUGGUUAUGGCGCAACUUAUUAUAGUUACCUAUUCGACCGGGCAAUAGCCAAUAAGAUUUGGUCUGAUGUGUUUGGGGGUGGCGAUCUUUCUGUCGAUAGGAACGCUGGCGAGAGGUUCAAAAAUGAGGUACUUAGAUGGGGUGGAGGCCGUGAUGGUUGGAGCUGUGUUGCUGGCGUUCUCGGGACAAGCAAUCCUGCCAAUUCUAAUGGAAGACUAUCUGAGGGUGGCGAAGAGGCUAUGCGAGAAGUUGGCCGUUGGGGUCUUGGCAAGACAGGAAGUUCAGAGCCAUGAAUGAGGAAUCGUGGUUAGAUAUCUCUACACCCUGCUUGGAGUUGCAUUUAUCUUUGGGACAAUUAUACGCACAUAUAUACCCCCUUUUCCCCGCGAGGAGGAGUUCAUGACUAAUAUAUACACAGGCUAGACAUUUCACUGCAUUUAUUGAAGGAGCAUUUAGAUGGAUACACAAUAAAAACUGGUUAUACGUUAGACAAUCGCCUUUCCUUCCCCGGAGCUUCUAUUCCUUCCUUCGUGACCUUGUUUUCUAUAUUGUCACACAUAGAACCUUAGGCGUCCAUAAAGCGCAUUACAUGCUAAUUCCUAGGUUAUAUCCUUCACACGCAAGCAGGUGUCCCCUCUAUGUCAGUUCGGUACCAAUCUGGCUAUCCAACGCCCUUUUACUAUAUGAUGAUGGGACUCCGCAAAUGCUGUCAACUUUCACCACAGGGCCUAGACUCCUGGGAGCCUAGUAAGGCAUCAUCCCUGGUUUCAAGGGAUCCCUCAUGUUCAUCGUCAGCCUAAUUGUCUGAGUAACUGGCGUUUCAGCCCGAACAUUGAACACAGCAUCACAGAUUCAAAAUGUUACAUGUCCCAACGCAUCUGAAGCUGCCCACCCAUACAUCGUAUGACACGCACUACCUUUGUGUUGGAACAGGCAAAUAGAUUACAGGGGCGGAAGGAGGGAUCAUAAAAUAUCCCGCAUAAGUUCACCCAGCCUAAUGGGGCGAGUUAUGCUAUUCCCACGAGUUAAAAUUUGGAGAAUGAUCCGAUGUCCGGUCACUCCACUAUAGCCGUCGGCGGUGUGUACUGGGUAC